CCCCGCUUUGAAGAUAGCACGAAACGUUUGUUUAUCAUGUUGCUUGUUUGGAAAAAUCCGCAAGAUGAGCCAAUUAAAAGCCAAUAAAAGUGGGACUUUUAAAAAACAAUUAUCGCUGAGUUCCUUCCUUGAGGGGAAAUCAUCGUGCAAUGAUUUAUUGAAAAUCAAUGAUGGAGAGAAGGCAUCCAUAUAUAAAGUUUCAAAUGUCGGAAAAGACCACACGGCUGAUAGAAUCCAAAGAAGUGGCAAAAGCAUUGCUUACGCUCCUGUACAGAAGCAACAAUCGAGAAAAAUGAUGAAUCCCAUAUUUUUGGACUCGUCAACUGAUGAUGAGACAGAUGAAGAGAAACAACCGACGUAUCACAAAAGCAAUACCAAUAGAACAACAAACGCAAUUAUCCAACGUUACACAUUUGAUGACUGCAGCCAAUCGCCUCUAGCUCCUUUGAAAUCAAAAAUUACAGUAUGCCCAAGCUUCAAUGUAACCGGCACUAGUUCAAAGGACAUGUGUAAACGUUCAACAAAUAUGGAUGUGCAAAAUGAUAGAAAUGAAUAUAAGCAUGUAAAAAAUUUUAAAACAGAUGCUCAGGAGAAGUUUAUUAAUGAACAUAUGGACGAAGAAUUUGACGAUUGUAUUCCAAAAUUUGAUGAAAUCAAAUCUUUGUCGAAAGUAAAAUCAAAAGAGUUGAGUCAGAAGACUCCUAUAGAAAAAGGCGACGAUGGAAAAACGAAUAACAGAAACUCCUGCGGAAGGGACUUUAAGACAUCACCUCUAAAAUAUGAACAAGAAAUAAAUGGUAGCUUUGGCCAAGCUAGGGAAAAUGAAAAUGCUGGGAAAAAACUAAAAAUUGUAAUUGAUGCCCAGCUGCCUAACUACUUAAACAAGGUCGAACAGGAUUCGGCAUUCAAAAGAAAUACAAAGGAUGCCACGGAUUGGGAGCUUAACUCAAACAGAGCGUUCUUCAAAUCAACCUACUUCGAUAUAUUGGAAAAAUAUGCCCAGAUUAUUGACCAGAUCCCUGCAAACUAUUUCACUGAGAUUGAUGGUUUCGAUAUUAAUAUUUUUCUGCGCUUAAAAACUAUUCGGAAUAAGAUAAAAGCACGUACGAAACUUGUUGAUACGGAGUUGGAAAAGCGAGAAAUAAAGACUCGAAUUCAGCAAGAAGCUGCAUGUGAUUUGGACUACGAUGCAUUGGAGGAGGAAGAAAUGCAAAUGCGUGAAGAAUGUAAAUGGUCAGCUGAGGCUAAGUCGACUACAAGUACGCCAGCAAGUAUUUUUAGUAAUACGCAAAGAACACCAGUUUCCUCGAGCGAACGGGAACAGACUAUACCUCAGACACCUGACUUGCACGAGAUUUUCGGCAAUAAUGAGGCUGCGGAUGACACAGCUGACGAAGAAGAGCAACAAGCCUAUUUAACACAGGCUAUCAUUUUAGAUAAUGAAGACCUGAGUGCUGGUCAAACGGAAAAAUCGAGAUCAAACUCUGCUAAACCCACGGAAGAAGAUGAAGAUGAUUUGGAGGCUUUACUAGCAGAUAUACAUGAUCAAGCUGACUUACUUCGUGGUCGUAAAUCAGAAUAUAAUAAUUACUCAUACAAAGAUUUUGAAGACCAAAGUACAUCUAAGCAACAGUCAAACUCUAAAAAUGCAGUUUCUGUUGCAGCAACGGUGACACCAGAUGAUCUGCACCAAUGGUCAACUCAAACGGAUGACGACGGCUGGCAAGUUUACGACCCAGACAAAUUUGAAAUAGCUGCUUCGCAGGCUAUAUUGUUGGAUUCACCAGUCUCCAAAUCAUCCGUUCCAAAUACAAAUGCUAUCGUACCGACAAUUAAUAUUACGCUUAGCGAGGACGAAGAUGACAACAAACCUUCGACGAGUGCCGGUAGUAUACAAACACGAAAGUCAGUUAUAUCAUUAAGUCCAUCACCUGUAAAAGUUGCACAAAAGGUCCCUGGGAAUUUCCAUGCGGAUACACAUAAUGAUGGUAUAACUGGCGAAUUCGAUGGUUCUAAUUACCCACACUCGCAAAGAGUCAAAGAUGCAUUGAGUAGUAAUUUCGGUUUGAAAAGUUUUCGACCCAAUCAAUUGCAGGUGAUCAACGCUGCCUUGCUAGGACAUGAUUGUUUUGUGCUGAUGCCCACCGGUGGCGGAAAGUCUCUUUGUUAUCAGCUACCAGCGUUGCUUACUGAAGGUGUGACACUUGUCAUUAGUCCAUUAAAAUCCCUAAUUCUAGAUCAAGUUAAUAAAUUGGAAUCUCUGGAUAUAUACGCGAAAAGUUUGUCUGGUACACAGACCCUGCAGGAGGUGCGUGCCAUAUUUUGUGAUUUAAAAACCAGCCCGCCACGCAUAAAAAUACUUUACGUGACGCCCGAGAAAAUUUCCAGCUCACCUCAAUUCCAGGACAUGCUUGAUGAGUUGUACGCAAAAAAUUACAUCAGCCGAUUUAUAAUUGACGAGGCGCAUUGUGUUUCGCAGUGGGGCCAUGAUUUUCGACCAGAUUACAAGAGACUUGGCAUAUUACGCAAACGCUUCGCCAAUGUGCCUACCAUGGCGUUAACCGCCACAGCUACGCCACGUGUGCGAAUAGAUAUACUUCGCCAAUUACAGUUAACACACACUAAAUGGUUUUUAUCUAGUUUUAACCGUUCUAAUCUAAAGUAUUCGGUACUGCCCAAGCGCGGCGCUAGCACUUUGGAUGAUAUUAAAGCAUUUAUACAUUCACAUCCAUCUAAUUGGUGUGGCAUAAUUUAUUGUCUGUCACGAAAGGAAUGUGAGGAUUUGGCUAAUAAAUUGAACUCUGUUGCUAUAAAAUCACUCGCCUAUCAUGCUGGUUUGACGGAUCCGAUGCGUGAGACGCGUCAAAAAGAUUGGCUGACCGGUAAAGUUCGAGUGAUAUGCGCAACAAUCGCCUUUGGUAUGGGUAUUGAUAAACCAGACGUGCGUUUUGUGCUGCAUUUCUCCCUGCCGAAAUCUAUUGAAGGAUAUUACCAGGAGGCGGGACGUGCAGGACGUGAUGGUGAUGUAGCGCACUGUAUUCUCUAUUACAAUUACUCGGAUAUGAUGAGAAUGAAAAAGCUGUUGGACUUGGAUAACACGGUGGGCAUGGAAGUUAAGAAGAUACAUUUAGAUAAUUUGAAUCGCAUUGUGGGAUACUGUGAAAACGUUACAGACUGUCGGCGUUCUCAACAGCUUGACUACUUUGGAGAGCAUUUCACCAGUGAACAAUGUCUUGAGCGACGCGAUACAGCCUGUGAUAACUGCCUUAAAAAACGAAGCUUUCAGAAAAUAGAUGUUUUGGAACAGUGUCGUAAGGUGGCGCGUGCUGUUAAAGAAAUUUGCGGUGGCCGUUCACGCUUCACACUGCUAUACAUUGCUGAUGUGCUUAAAGGUUCCCUAAUUAAACGCAUCGUAGAAUUCGGUCAUGACAAAACGGCGCAUCAUGGCAUUUUUAAAGACUGGGACAAGUCGGACAUUCAGCGUUUAUUGCGAAAAAUGGUUUUGGAGGGAUUCCUACGUGAAGACUUGAUAUUCUCCAAUGAUAUUCCUCAAGCAUAUAUUUAUUUGGGUCCGAAAGUACAGUCGUUAAUGCAAGAAAGUAUCUCGUUGACUUUUGCGGUUUCGCGUAAGGGUAGUGCGAAAGGAGCCUUACCUGGAUUUAACAGUGGUGGUGUCUCAAACCAGAGUACAGCUGCUGCAACUGGCGCAACAAAACUACGUUCAAUAUAUGAACGUUGUUAUGCAGAUCUUUUAGAUAUUUGUCGAACAAUAGCUGCAGCGCGUAGCGUCACCAUGGCUAGUAUAAUGAAUAUGCAAGCAUUAAAGGCAAUGUCGGAAGCACUGCCAGAGUCCGAGAGCGAUAUGCUGAGCAUACCCCAUGUGACUAAAGCGAAUUUUGACAAAUAUGGUAAUAAAAUGUUGGAAAUUACUCGAAAUUAUGCUGCUGAAAAGCUCUGCUUACUGAUGGACCUUGAAGAUGCGCACCAACAACAACAAAUAUCUAUCAGUACAGUUAAAGGAACAGAGCGUGCGCAACCUACAAAUUCGUUAAUUUCUUACGAUUCGGAAGAGGAUGACGGGAGCAGUUGGGCAGCGGCGGCAGCUUCUCAAGGUACUUCGCAAAGUGGCGGUGGUCGUAAACGUAAACGCACCUUUCGCGGUGGUGGUUCAAAGCGUGCAAAAAAGGCAACAGGUUGGGCAUCGAGCGGUAAAAGCCCAGUUAAACGCGCAUCGUCAAAAGCGAGAGGAGGCAGCACUAGCUCACCAAGGGUCCCACGGCGCAAAGCUGUCGCUAACUCCAGUAGCAGAGGCAGAGGCAGAGGAGGUGACAGCAAAGGCAAAAACAAUGCCUGGUUGUGCAAAAAAUCCAGUUCGAGUGGUGCCUUCGAGUUAAUGCCAAUGCCAAAAUCAAAUUAGAUAAGUUGAUACUGCCUACGUACAAAACUUCUAUGCGAUAGAAUAUAUACACAAACAUGGUAUUUUUUAGUUUCAAUAAAAAAGUA
Anastrepha ludens (Mexican fruit fly) is the source of this 4503-nucleotide messenger RNA. It is a transcript of the gene Blm, whose product is annotated as recQ-like DNA helicase Blm. The transcript is spliced from 6 exons. Bases 65 to 4417 code for a protein of 1450 amino acids. The record is from RefSeq and is a predicted model, not a curated record. Gene Ontology annotation, cellular component: nucleus; cytoplasm; chromosome. Gene Ontology annotation, molecular function: ATP binding; 3'-5' DNA helicase activity; four-way junction helicase activity. Lineage: Eukaryota; Metazoa; Arthropoda; Insecta; Diptera; Tephritidae. Gene Ontology annotation, biological process: double-strand break repair via homologous recombination; DNA replication.